GGCACCCAUUACCCGCUUCAUUCUCUGGAAAGGCCGUCCAUGUUGUCCACCGGAGCUCAGGUUACAUGAACGGCGGAGCUUCGUAAUCAAUGGCGAUCAACAAGCUUGCUGCAAAUUUGGACUAUGAACGCAUCGUUAUUGCUUCCGCUAUAGCCUCACGUAUUCUUCUACUCUUCUUAAUCGUCUUCUGGCGCUCUCUCGUCAGCCCUUACGACACUUCAGCAUCUCUUAAUCCUGCGUGCUUAAUCGACUCGUCUUCUUCGCCUCUUGCCGGACAACCAGUUCUUUUUCCUCGAAUUGGAUCCGCUAUUGAGAGCAGCAUUGUUUGGGAUGGCGUUCACUUCGUUCGAAUCGCUGAGUGCGGUUAUGAAUAUGAGAAGUCCUACGCUUUCUUGCCUCUUCUUCCUAUAUGCAUUUCCUUCCUGUCUCGCACAGUAUUGUUGCCUUUGGUUCCGGUAAUUGGGCAUAGAGCUGUGUUGGGACUAUCUGGAUAUCUAAUCAAUAACAUUGCUUUUGUGCUUGCUGCUCGUUAUCUUUUCAGGCUUUCACAUAUUAUUUUGAAGGAUGGGGAAGCAGCAAUGCGGGCUUCAAUUCUAUUUUGCUUCAAUCCUGCUUCUAUAUUUUAUUCAUCGUUAUAUACUGAGAGUUUAUACUCGCUAUUUUCAUUGGGAGGAUUAUAUCACUUGAUGAGUGGCAGAAAUUGUGUUUCUGCUCUUUGGCUCGCUCUUUCUAGCUGUGCUAGGUCUAAUGGAGUGCUGAAUGCUGGUUAUAUCUGUUUUCUGACCAUGCAUUGGACUUAUGAUGCUCUUUUGUUGAAGAAAUGUUUCCGUCGAGCAUUGCAGGUUCUUAUUACUGGAGCCUUAAACUGUGUCUGUAUAUUUGCUCCAUUCGUUGUGUUUCAAGCAUAUGGGUAUUACAAUAUUUGCAGUGGACGUUUACCAGAUGAAAUGAGGCCAUGGUGUAAAGCUAGGGUGCCGCUGCUAUACAAUUUUGUUCAAAGUCAUUACUGGGGAGUUGGUUUCUUAAAAUAUUUCCGAUUCGAACAGCUACCGAACUUUCUACUUGCAUCCCCAAUUUUGUCUUUAGCAUUUUUCUCAAUUGUUCACUAUGGAAAGUCAAGGCCAAAGCUUUUUCUCUCGGUGGGCUUCCAAGCAACUGCUGAGGAUAGAAAUUCUGCGGCCAUGCUUUACUUUCCAGAACGUGUUCCAAGGUCGAGCAUGCCUCGUCAUACGGUGGCAUCUUCCUCUGGGUUACAAGGAAAUCAGAAUCUUAGACGAAAAAAGCAGAUUAUUGGACAGGAUCCUGCCAAGCUUCCAGUAGAGGAUAAAACAUUCAAUGGGUCAGGAUACUCUUCUGCUUUUGUAAUUCCAUUUAUCCUACAUAUGGGAUUUAUGGCUGCCACAGCAAUUUUCGUCAUGCAUGUGCAGGUUGCAACACGAUUUCUCUCUGCAAGCCCUCCUCUGUAUUGGUUUGCCUCAUACGUUAUGGUUAACCCUGGUCGCUUUAAGAGAUGGGGAUAUAUUAUCUGGGCAUACUCUGUUGCUUAUAUCCUCCUUGGCAGUCUUCUCUUUUCGAAUUUCUACCCUUUCACAUGAUUAGUUCUUGCAGCAAAGACACUUCAGCCAUGGUACGGGAGCGUUCGGAGCUUUGUAAACCCAAUCGAUAAUUUUGGACUAAAAAAAAUGGUUAGAACUAGAGCCUUAGAGUGUACACUACACGGUGCGAUUUUGAGACACUAAUGAAAGAAAUCGGGUUUUGAAGCAAUUCCAGUUAGCUUUUGCUAUGGUUGUAUUUCACUAUAAUUCAUGCAGUGAUGACCUCAGUGUGCAUAACCCGAUGGUGAACUACUGGAUAAAGUAGUUCUAUAUCUUAUGGGGUUGAGACUGAAUUGUUGGGUGAGUUUAUCAGCUUCAAGGAAGAGGUCUUGAUUGCUUGCUUGAAUUAACAGUCGUUCGAUUGUUAAUAUCUCUGAACUUGUAAUCAGGGUACAGAUUUUUAUCAUUGAUGUUGUAGUGCGAAGAUUUUGAAUGAUUAUUUAGGGGAUUCUUUGAGGAAAAGUUAUUUAACUGGUUGAUACAAUGCAUUAUGUACCUAUUUUUUGACCUUGCUUGUAAUUAUUUACUUGCAAAGAUAAUGACCGAGUUGAACAAUUUCUUGUGUU
Molecule: messenger RNA, 2161 nt
Organism: Cucurbita moschata (crookneck pumpkin)
Lineage: Eukaryota; Viridiplantae; Streptophyta; Magnoliopsida; Cucurbitales; Cucurbitaceae
Product: GPI mannosyltransferase 2
Exons: 8
Coding region: 90-1595 (501 amino acids)
Biological process (GO): GPI anchor biosynthetic process
Cellular component (GO): mannosyltransferase complex; endoplasmic reticulum membrane
Molecular function (GO): GPI mannosyltransferase activity; alpha-1,6-mannosyltransferase activity
Source: RefSeq, a predicted model, not a curated record